This is a messenger RNA of Oryza sativa Japonica Group (Japanese rice), 730 nucleotides long. RefSeq lists its product as uncharacterized. NCBI's taxonomy places the organism in Eukaryota, Viridiplantae, Streptophyta, Magnoliopsida, Poales, Poaceae. The record is from RefSeq and is a predicted model, not a curated record.
CCAUUUCUUCUUCUUUUCAGUAUAUUUCUCUAGGAGUACUUCGUCGUGAACACCAUGAACACUAUUCCCCUUCCUCUCAGGCUACUCGUCGCCGUCUCCCUCGCCGUCGCCGGCGUCGCCGGAGAUGACGAGAAGACGUGCCCCGGCGCGCCGACGAUGACGGUGGAGUCGGCGUGCCGCAACGUGAGCGGCACGCAGGCGAUGUACGACACGUGCAGGGACGCGCUCGCCGGCGUGGCGGACCCGUUGAGCGACCACGACGUGACCGUCUACGCGCUCGCGGCGGCGCACGGCGCGGCGGCGUCGGCGGAGGCCACCAUGGGCGCCGCCAUCGACGAGGUCAGGAACAACAGGUCUCUCCCCGGCGACGAGAGGGACGCGUACAUGGAGUGCGCGGUGGACUACUCGACGGCGCUGCACGCCAUGGGCAGCGUCGUGGACAAGCUCGACGGCUGCAGCUUCGACGGCCUCGCCGGCGACUAUUUGAACGGGCUCAUCGACGUCGAGAACUGCAGGGACCGCGUGCUCAAGCUGCCGGCGUCGCCGCUGUACGCCAUGGUGCUCGUCGACCGGAACAAGGCCGGGAUGGCUCUCUUCCUGGGGAAACUCUUGGGGAUAUGAUGAUAACAAAAUUGCUUAAUUAAACCAAUGUGUGGCUAAAGUCAAAUAUCAAAUGAAUUAAUAUUAUCCAGUGAUCUGACUCACAUGUCACAACGAUGGUUUUUCAUUA